Molecule: messenger RNA, 1512 nt
Organism: Suricata suricatta (meerkat)
Lineage: Eukaryota; Metazoa; Chordata; Mammalia; Carnivora; Herpestidae
Gene: BTNL2
Product: butyrophilin like 2
Exons: 8
Coding region: 1-1491 (496 amino acids)
Biological process (GO): T cell receptor signaling pathway; regulation of cytokine production
Cellular component (GO): external side of plasma membrane
Molecular function (GO): signaling receptor binding
Source: RefSeq, a predicted model, not a curated record
AUGGUGGAUUUUCCAGGAUACAGCCUGUCUGGUGCCGUUGCCUCUUUCUUCUUCAUACUGCUCACCAUGAGGCAGCCAGAUAACUGGAGAGUGAUUGGUCCAGCACAUCCUAUACUGGCCAGGAUUGGGGAAGACGCCCUACUAACCUGUCAGCUUCUCCCCAAGAAGGCCAUGAUGCCCACGAAGGUGAUAUGGUACCGCUCAGAGCCCAGCACACCUGUGUUUGCACUGUGGCAUGGAGCUGAGGUGACCGAGAUGCAGAUGGAGGAGUACAGAGAACGGGUAGAAUGGAUAAAGGAUGAUAUUCCUGAGAGAAGUGUGGCUUUGAAGAUAAGCAACGUCCGACCAUCUGAUGAUGGGCAAUACUGGUGCCGCUUCCAAGAGAAUAACUAUUGUGAAGAAACGAGCUUGCUGCUUAAGGUAACAGGUGUGGGGUCUUCCCCUUAUAUCCAUGUGAAGGGACCUGUAGAAAGUGGAGUCCAGCUUGUGUGCACUGCAAAAGGCUGGUUCCCAGAGCCCCAGGUUUAUUGGGAAGAUACCACAGGAAAGAAGUUGCUCUCUGUCUCUGAGCAUUCCGUCCAGGACGACAGCGGCCUGUUCUAUGUGGAAGCCAAUCUCGAGUUGAGGAACGCCUCUGUGGAGACUGUGUCCUGCUUCAUCCACAACCCCAUCCUCAAGGAGGAGAAGAGCUCAGUCAUCUCCAUUCCAGAGAAACUCCAGAAUGAGCUAGCUUCCUUAAAAGUGAUUGGACCUUCCCAGCCCAUCUAUGUCAGAGUGGGAGAAGACAUACAAUUAACCUGUUAUCUGUACCCCAAGACUAAUGCACAAAGCAUGGAGGUGAGGUGGGUCCAAUCACACCAUUAUCCUGCUGUUUAUGUGUACACAAAUGGGGAACAUGUGACUGAAGAGCAGAUGGCAGAAUAUAGAGGAAGGACAGUGUUGGUGAGUGAUGCCAUCAAUGAGGGGAGACUGACCCUGCAGAUACACAAUGCCACAACGUCAGAUGAUGGGCACUACCAGUGCCUUUUUGGAAAAGAUGGUGUCUACCAGGAGGCCAGUUUGGAUCUGAAGAUAGUAGGUCUGGGUUCUUCUCCACAAAUUUCCAUAAUAGGACAGAAGGAUAGAGAAAUAGAGCUGAUGUGUGAUUCAGAAGGGUGGUUCCCACAGCCCCAUGUGCAGUGGAAGGACAUGGAAGGAAAGACGAUACCAUCAUUUCCAGAGGUUCUGACUCAAGGCAGUCAUGGGCUGUUCCAUGUGAAGACGUCUCUAUUGGUCACAAACAGCUUUAUUGUGAAUGUAACCUGUUCCAUUAGCAACCCCCUUCUUGGUGAGGAGAAAAUGGCAACUUUUUCCCUCUCAGAGCCCAUGAUGACUUUUUCAUGGAAGAUAGUGCUUAUUUGGGGCUUGCUUCCUGCUGCAGCUGUAGGCCUGGUCAUGAGGAAGAGCUAUAAAAAAGUGAACGUCACUGGAUCCAAAUACAACCAGAAAUGAUGGUUUCUGAGGAAUACAAGC